AUGGCCCGCGUCACCGUCCUCCUGGUCGCCUUCCUCCUCGUCAUCGGGCUAUGCGACCGCAUGAGGCAACAGCCAGCUGCUGAGUCCAUAGCCGCUCCUCCACAGGAGUCGUCGGCCCUCGGGCUUGGCGCGUCUGCCAUCUCCAGUCUCCCAGUGUACAAGUACGAGAAGAAGAGCGGCGGCGGCAGUGACUAG
Messenger RNA from Miscanthus lutarioriparius, 195 nucleotides. The record is from the annotation of a GenBank genome assembly. NCBI's taxonomy places the organism in Eukaryota, Viridiplantae, Streptophyta, Magnoliopsida, Poales, Poaceae.